AUGGCUCGGCCUAUAUGGAUCUUGCAUCUAGUCAGGCUGGAGAUACCGUUGUGCCUGGUCAUUGCUCUUUUCUCCUUUAGGGCGGAAUGCAGCGUGAAGUUUAUAGCCGGUGAGAGCAGGUUCAACCGGAAGUACUUUGAAAACUUUACGUUUACUAUUCGCAAUGAUAAAAUUUUUCUGGACAUGUAUCUGCGAAAGCCUCUGGUUAGGGGCUGGAGAGCAAGAUUGGACUUCAGAACACGUGGGAACUCCAAAAGUUUCCAGAGUCUCUUUUCCACCAAUAUCGACGUGUGCAACAUCGUUAACGCCGCCAAGAUCAACCUGUUCAAGAAGUGGUACAAAAACCUUCUCAAGUACGGAAACUUCCUCCGCCAGUGCUUGAAUGCGAGCCCUAUACUGAGGGACUGGCAGUUCGGGAGUUGCCGCUUUUCGUGCAUGGAGGCAACUAUGCAUAACAACUAUGCAUAA
Molecule: messenger RNA, 468 nt
Organism: Drosophila teissieri
Lineage: Eukaryota; Metazoa; Arthropoda; Insecta; Diptera; Drosophilidae
Source: RefSeq, a predicted model, not a curated record